Molecule: messenger RNA, 4401 nt
Organism: Zonotrichia albicollis (white-throated sparrow)
Lineage: Eukaryota; Metazoa; Chordata; Aves; Passeriformes; Passerellidae
Source: RefSeq, a predicted model, not a curated record
GAAUGCAGUAAAAAACAGAAAAAUGACGAUACACAAAGUGCAUCUGUUGAUGCAUUGAGUUCAAAUGAUGGCUCUGAAGAGAAAAAUGAGUUUGAUACAUUGGCUAAUGCUAAAAUACUCCUUAGCGACUGCCUAGCUUGUGACAGCUGCAUGACAUUGGAAGAAGGAGCCAGAGUUUUCCAGCAGAAUCAGAAGGAGUUCUUUCGUGUUCUCAACCUUAACAAGAAAUGUGAUACCUCAAAACACAAAGUGUUGGCAGUGUCUCUGUGCCCUCAGUCAUUGCCUUAUUUUGCUGCUAAAUUCAAUCUCUCUGUGAAUGAAGCAGCCAAGAGACUCUGUGGUUUCCUCAAAAGUCUUGGGGUGCAUUAUGUGUUUGACACCACCAUAGCUGCAGAUUUCAGUAUCCUGGAGAGCCAGAGGGAGUUUGUGCAGCGCUACCAGCGGAGGAACCAGGAGGAACAUGCCUUACCAAUGUUUGCCUCUGCUUGCCCUGGUUGGAUCCGUUAUGCUGAGAGGGUGCUCACCAACCUGGUCACCUCUCACAUCUGCACUGCAAAGUCCCCACAGCAGAUCAUGGGCUCCCUAGUGAAGGGCUACUUUGCCAGGCAGCAGAAUUUGUCUCCUGAUAAAAUUUUCCAUGUAGUCGUGGCACCUUGUUAUGACAAAAAGCUGGAAGCCUUGAGGGAAGAUUUCUACACUGCCUUGUAUAAUUCAGCAGAAGUUGAUUGUGUCCUGACAUCAGGUGAAAUUGUCCAGAUAAUGGAACAGAAAAAUGUGUCAAUGAAAGAUGUGACUGAAGUAGCUGUAGAUAGUUUGUUUGAUGGCUUAAAGGAGGGAGAUGUAGUAAGGCAUGAUGGCAAGAGAUCUGAUGGUUACCUGGAGCACAUUUUUAAACAUGCUGCAAAGGAGCUUUUUGGUGUGGAUGUCAAGGAAAUCACCUACAAAGCACUAAAGAACAAGGACUUUCAAGAAGUGACCCUUGAAAAGGAUGGGGAGACAGUGCUGCGUUUUGCAGCAGCUUAUGGCUUCAGGAAUAUCCAAAACAUGGUCCUGAAGUUGAAAAAAGGAAAGUUUUUCUACCAUUUUGUAGAAGUCCUUGCCUGCCCAGGAGGGUGCCUCAAUGGGAAGGGCCAGGCCCAGAGCGAGGAUGGCAGAGCAGACAGGGCCCUGCUGGCGCAGAUGGAGGAGGUGUACACUGCCAUCCCUGUCAGGCUGCCAGAGGCCAACCUGCACGUGCAGAGGAUGUACCAGGACUGGCUGGAGGGCAGGGACUCCAAGAAGGCCCAGGACACUCUGCACACCUCCUACAGUGCAGUGAGCCAGAGCACCAGCAGCCUGGACAUCAAAUGGUAACAGCAGAGCUGGGCUGGGGCUGCAGGGCACCCAUGGGACCUCUGGCUCAGUGAGCUCUGCCCAGCUGGGGCACAACCAUUGCUCUGCAAAACCACACAGCUCCAAGAGCCCUGGCUCCUGCCACUGGCAGUUCAUUUGACUGUUUGUCAUUUCCUGCAUACAGUGGAUUUCUUCAUUCUAAUCUUGCAAGGUACACAGCCCUUUGUGGCAGGGACAGGGAGUGCAAUUCCUGACCAAGUUGCUCCCUGGAGGGAAGGUUCACUGCACAAAAUGGGCUCCUCCAAGAGGGUGAGGUGAUUUUACUUCCAGGUCUGCAUUCCCUGUCAACACAGGAAUUUCAGUAUUGAUGCAGUUGGGAUUUACUCACCUUGGUAAGGAAAAGCCCUUUUAAAGGACAAGUGAGUAUGUGGAGAGAUGUAAUGAAUUUCUAUAAGCCUUGUAUCCAUAAUUCAGCAAAAAAAUACUCAGUUCCAAGCUAGCCACCAUUUCUUACUGAUGUAGUGUCACAGAAUGCUUCACACAAACUGAAUCUGGGAAACUAAUGCUAAAUGGUUCAUUUAAAAUAGUUCCAAAUAGGUUGAUUGCUACAAAAAGAGAACUUUCUUCCCAUAUAAGUUUUCUGCCAAGCUUGCAGCCAGCAGCAGUGGUGCUGCUUGCUUUGGCUUCUCUCUGAGAGUGGAACAUGCCCAGAUUGUUCCUUCAUUUGUCUCCAUGUUGAAAGACUUGUGCAAAAAAUAACUUCCUGGGGUGCCUCUGAGAAAAACUACUGAGCAAUGCUUGUGAGCUCAUCAGAGUUAUGGUGUGUUGGCAUCGUGGUUUUUGAUGCACUUAUUUUUAUAAAUAUGCUAUAGAGGUUCAUUUAACAGACAUUGUGAAGUGGUACUGCCAUUCAGCUGCUCUGCAACUUCCCCACUUGUCAGAGAGUUAUUCAAGAAUGUGAUGGACAAAAGAAAUUAAGACUCCUGCCAGACUUCUUCAGAUCUGUUCACAGUUAAUGGCUGUUUGAAGCUAGCAAAGUUCUAGCUUUCCUUAUGCAGCCUGAGUGUGGAUGGGCUUUUUUAACCAUUUCAUGCAGUUUGAAUCAAUCUUCUUGCCAAUUUCUUCAAUGUUACUGCUGCUUGGAUGAUUCCUGCAGAAACCUGUGAGUGUUUAAAAUGCACAUUUAACUGAACACAGUGGAAUGGGAUGGAGCAUCAGGGGAGGCAGGGCAAGAGCUGGCUUUGGCUGAAAAGGAGAGGGACAGUCAAGUGUCACCCUGCUGAUAAAAACCAGCUCUCUUCAUGGGAAGCUGUUCAAAACUGCAGCUUUCCAUUGGACCUCCACCUAAAUAACAAACCAUUGCACUUGGAGGGAAUUUUCUUUCAAGUGCAAACAAAUUUAUUUACUGCACUACCUGAAUGCCCACAAUGAAAUGAUGCCCAUGAAUUAUAGAAAUUAGCCUUUGCAAGUUGUUCCUUGUGAUAAGAACCAUCUUGACUGUGGUGCAAUAUCAGAACAUUGACAGAAAUCUACCUCUGUACAGGAAGGGAGUCCAGGAGCUGUGGGAAGGGCUGUGUGCAGCUGGAAGGGUGAUAGAUGUGUGUGCUGGAGAAAGGUGGGGCUGUUGUGGGACAUUUCAAAGCAGAUCACUUUCAGAAGCAGCAUCCACCUCCUCGGGUCUGAUUUUGUUCAUCUGCUGUGAUUUCCUCCAAAAACUCCCCCAGAAUUGUAAUGUAAUAAAUGGUCCUGUUCUGUUUGUAUAGGCCUGUUUUUCUGUAUAUAUGGUUUGUAGCUGCUGCAUGUUUAAAUUAUAUCUCUGCUGCUCUUUGUACAGUGUGCUUAUUUGUUUCUGUGUGUUUACUGGGUGCAAUGGUACAAAACCAGUUUGCUUUUCUGAGGAAAUCUUCAGUGAACUGCCCAAGAGCUGUUGUGAAAGCAGAGCCUGAGCUGUGUGUGCAGGGUGCUGGAUGCUCCCAGGGCUGGGGGUGCUGUGCAGUGCCUGUGCUGCUGGGGAGCAGCAGGGGCUGAGAUCAGUGCAGGGAAAGCCCUGGCUCAGUGUCCACAAUACCCUGCUCCAGCUGCAUCCACCAUUCCUUCCAUCUGCUCCAGGGCAGCCACAGUGCAGAGCUGUUGCUGUGUCUGCUGCACAAUUCUUUUUUAAAGAUAAGGAAGGCACCUAACUGAGCUUGUAGUGGGGUUUGGUUUUGCAUAACAAACCUUUGCAUCACUUCCCUAAAUGUCUCCUGUGCUAAACCAGGCUACACAGAAUGUAUUAAAUGUAUUAUCAUUAGUGGCCUAACCAAUUGAGACUUGUCUUUUUGGGUUGGUUUCUUUUUUUGGUCAGCUUUUGUUCUUUAAGACUCUUUGAGUAAAAUGUUUUAAUUUUUUAAAGGCCUUUUCUUAAAGUGCCAGUUUUACAGGAUAGAACUUUCCUUUCCUUUUAAUCUUUCCCCCUUCACCUGCUUGCAUUGAAAUUUUAAUCUAUAUCAGAAAACCUUGUUGCAGCUUCAUAUAUAGUGAAAUACUUGCCUAAGAUUGGAUUCUGGAUUUGAAUUGGAAAAUCCAUUAAUGUUGACAAUAUGUGUUUGUAGCCACACUUCUGAAAUUACAGCAUAUUUAAUUCCCUGAUUUCAUAAUAAUUUCUAUUGCCACUGCCUCUUCAGCAACAAGAAAACCUCCUGAUAUAGUGCUUUACCUCCCCCUGGAAUUUUGUGCUGGGAUAAGAGGAUUUUUAGAAAAAUUAUAAACUGGAAGGAUUGUGGGAAAGAAAUUGGACACAGUAAAUUAAUUAAUAAAAUUGUCUUGGGAUGUUCUUGACCUGAGCAUGUCAGGUGCUGGAUCCUUGGGGUUCUGAGGCUGCUGCAGGGUGCUGUGAGUCCCUUUGGCUGCUGCAGGAGGGUUCCCUCAGCACAGCACCAUUUGUGGGUGCCCCAGGGGAAUGCACACACCCAAAUGCAGCAGUCUCAGCUGGGUUAUGCCUGGAUGAUGUUCAGUUACCCAGAUUUUGGUGCUUUGUUUUCCAGUGCAGCAUGACCAUGAAUUGUGAAUAAAUCUCAGUACUCAAUUCUG